This is a messenger RNA of Lottia gigantea (owl limpet), 1041 nucleotides long. RefSeq lists its product as hypothetical. The record is from RefSeq and is a predicted model, not a curated record. NCBI's taxonomy places the organism in Eukaryota, Metazoa, Mollusca, Gastropoda, Lottiidae. The coding region runs from base 1 to 1041 and encodes 346 amino acids. The transcript has 5 exons.
AUGAAUCAAAGUGGAUUUAAUUUAGUAUUGUUGUGUAUUAUAUUGGAAAUAAUUAAUAUAAAAUGUGAUACGAAAGAAUUUUCAGCAUGUUAUGGAACAUAUAAGAAUUUUCUAGAACUAGAAUGUGAUUGGGGUGAUAAAAUAACAAUACAUAAAGUAUUUCAUGGAGCUAAAGCAAUUCAUCUAGAAUGUCCUUAUCCUACUGAUCAGAGCUCUUAUAAAGAGGAUUGUUGUGUGCCACAUAAAGAGGAUUGUAUGUUUGAAAUCAAACCAGCAGAAAAAAUAUCCUAUGAAACAAACUGUAAUGGUAAAUCUCAAUGUCAGUUAUUAGCAAUGUGGAAAGCCACCACUGGUAUCUGUGAUCCCAAAAAAUUUAACCCUCACACAAACUUUAUGAAAAUAACCUAUUCAUGUUCAUCAGAAAGAACAACUAGAACAACACAAUCACCAACUAAAACAACUUUAUAUAGCACUUUAACAACAACACAUAGUGUACCGUUAGUACUUGAAGAUACCAAUAAAAUACAUACAACUACUACAAGUAUUCUACCUACUACAAUAUCAGUAAAUGCUUUAGGAUCAGCAACUAAAUCAUCACCCACUCAUGAGUCCACAAGAACUUACCAGAUAGAGAAUACACCAAGAUCCAGUACUAACUCUGGUCUCAUAGAAGAAGAUUCUUUUGCUUUUACAACAGGCAUGAUGGGUGGUAUGGUAGCAGCUAUUAUAGGUUUAAUGUUAACAAUAUUUGGUUUUAUAUUUUACUGGGGAAGGAAAAGGCGACAUCUUACUAUGACCAAACCUCAAUCCAGUGUGUGGGAUUUUUUGUUGGCUCAAAACAUAACAUUUAGACCAUUCCGUAGAGGAGGGUAUGAUAAUUUUAAUAGUCACCGCUCUUCUAUUAGUUCUGAUGGAGAAACUAGUUCGCCUGUUACAAGAAAAUCUAAUUGGACACCUAAUAUUGCUGUUGAAACUGUGAAUGUGGAACCUACAACAUCUGAUGAUAAUUGUAGCAUUGUGGAUGUCCAUAGACAUGUGUAA